Chondrus crispus (carragheen) is the source of this 90-nucleotide messenger RNA. The record is from the annotation of a RefSeq genome assembly. Lineage: Eukaryota; Rhodophyta; Florideophyceae; Gigartinales; Gigartinaceae.
AUGGAUAUUGUGAGCUUAGGAUGGGGUUCUUUAUUAGCUUUAAUUACAUUUUCUAUUGCAUUAGUUGUAUGGGGAAGAAAUGGUUUUUAG